GCUCUCCGUCUGUCUCCUCAGUUGUGGAGCAGUUCAUUGAAACUACAGCGGCUAGUGGGGAGAACCGACCCUUGCCACCGGUCCGUGCCUCUGUGGGGAAACCAGAGGAGCCAAGAUCCAGGGGCAGCGAGGAAGCCAAGCCACGCCACUUGAAGAAAAAGGAAACACACGUCCAGACAGAAGAUCUUAUGCCUAUAUAUUAAAAAAAAAUAAAAUAAAGGGACUUGUUCCGCCCAAUACCAACCCGAAGUCGAGCCAGGCAGAAGCACCAUGUCAAGAGACCCGAAGAGCCACAUGGAUGAAUGCGGCGCCCACUCAGCUCUGCUCCAGAUCUGCACGCAAGAAGUUGAGAGCACCCCUGGCAGUUCAAAGGUGCAGAAGAUGUGUUCCACUAGCCGGAUACUGCUGCUUGCUCUUACUUUCUUGGCAUAUACAGUUGAUUCUGUCUCUGCUUAUGGACCUGCUGAAACCCUCUGUGGUGGAGAGCUGGUGGACACUCUGCAGUUCGUCUGUGGGGACAGGGGCUUCUACUUCAGUAGACCCGUGGGCAGAAACAGAGGAAGACUGAAUCGUGGCAUAGUGGAGGAGUGCUGCUUCCGGAGUUGUGACCUUAAUCUCUUGGAAACUUACUGUGCAAAGUCAGUCAAGUCAGAACGGGACCUCUCAUCAACUUCUCUCAUAGUUUUACCAGCACUAAACAAGGAUACCUUUCAAAAGCCCCCUCACACCAAGUACUCCAAAUAUGACAUCUGGCAGAAGAAGAGUUCACAGCGCCUUCAAAGAGGGGUCCCCAACAUCCACCGUGCCCGCAGAUAUCGAUGGCAAGCUGAAGGAUUACAAGAGUCUGAAGAGUCCAAGGUCCAUCGUCCCUUGAUGGCCCUGCCUACCCAAAAGCCCAUUGUUGUGCAAGCCACCUCAGAACCAUCAGGCAGCCAGAAAUGAACUGUGAUGAACAAUUUACAAUAUGGAUUCUUCAUCAUUAUUAUUAUUAUUAAUAUUAUUAUUUUUUCCAGUCUCAUGGGAGGCAUUUCCCAGUCCUGGCUCCACCCUUUUUGCUCUCCUAAACCAUGGUGGAGAGAGGGGGGAGGGCAAAUGCCCUUUCACACUGAGGAGGAACAGGGAGGGGUACAGUAACACCAAACAACUGACCUAGAAAGAACGGGAUUACAACAUUGGUGGUGGUAGCGGCGGCAGCAUUUCUGUGGCAUUGUCUUUAUUUUUUUUAUUUUUAUUUUUUUACAAAUCUUUUGGUUUCGUUCCUUUCUUGCCCAGUAUUUUCAGCCUUUACUUAAAAGGGACAGUUAAGGCACUUGAACGAUUUAAUAUUGGGCCACUGCCUUUCAGUUCCUUAUGCCAACCAAUGAAGAUAGAAGAAGAGAAGAUUAAUGACACUGAAAGAAGCCCAAUGUAUGUCUGCAUUGACAAUAAAAGUGAAAGGGGUAUGUGACAUCUGAGGGUUUAAAUUCUGGCCUUGCUUCCAUCCCAUUAUAUUGUUUAAGAAGUCCCAGUAAGUCUAUAGUAUGUAUUGUGAGUUUUGUAAACAAAUUUGUUGCACAUUUUAAAAGCCAGAGAAGAAAUGAUGGGGCUCACUACCUUUUAAAAAAAAAUUACACAGUUCCAAAUGUACUUGCACCUUUUGAAAAUCACCGAUGAAGUGAGAGAGUAAGUGUGAACCUAGGUUCACUUUAAUGGAGAAGGCGUCUGCAUUGCACAUUUGCCACAGAUUUAGUUGAAUUAUAUAAAAUAUAUAUUAUAUAUAACUUUUUGUUUGGCAAAAAAAGCACUAUUUUUAAUGGGACCAUUGUGUGUGUGUGUGUGAGAGAGAGAGAGUGAGAGAGUGAGAGAGUGAGUGUAUGUGUGUAUGUAUAGAUAACUGAAGAGGGAUUGUAAUGUUUAAAUGUUGUUAUGGUGCUAAUGUAAGUUGGAAGAGGGGGAGAUGAACCCAGAAAAUUGCAACAGGGUGGGGCGGGAAGGACAAGAUCUCGAAUACUGAACUUGAAAUUUUUAGCUUUUCGUUUUAGGAAAGUGUGAUAAGUGUGUUCUUUUUUUCUUUUUCUUUUUUUCUCUUCUGAAAUAUAGCUUGGUCAUGACCAUAUGAGCUAAUUGCCUUUCACUCAUAUACAUAAAUGCACGCACAUGCAGAAACACAAAUACAUCUAUAUGCAUUUUAGGUCAAAACAAUUUGCCUUCCUUAAGUCCUUCACUCAGUCUCUUAAUAUCCAGAAACUAGAGCAGGUGUACUGCAAAAGCAUAUGCAUGUACUUAGUGAGUGAUUCCAUUUUAUUUCAUGGAGCUGUUCACUGCACAUAAAACACCCAUUUGCAGCUUGAGGGCCACCAUCUUCCUACCAAGUUUUGCCAUUUUCUAUCUGCCACAUUCUCUCUGAUCUGAUGCUGGUUCCCCCCACCUCAGUCAGACUAUUCAUAUCCUUCAUAUUUUACACAGACAUAAUUAAUUAGCCAAAUGGAGCCAUUUUAGGAGGAGUAGCUGAGAUGCCUAAGCCAUCUCUUUAACUGGCUGCUGCCUUUCUUUCCUUCCUCCUUGUCAGAAAGGGAAGGUGCAGGCCUUCUGAAGGCUCCCUGCAAUGUUUUCCUAGAGUCAGAAUAAGAGAUAACCACUUCCAAGACAUGAGAUUUUUCUUUUUCCUGCUGUAGGGAGCAAUGUUGUUGAGUUCUUGUUCCUGAGCACAGAAGCACCACAAGAAAAGUAGUGUGGGAAACAUAAUACAUCUGGAAAAAGAGUUGGUCUUUUUCAUUCCCUCACAAUUCUUAAGGGUCAAAGGUGGUUUUGUGCUGCCUCAUUUCCAUCUUUUAACUGCACAACCAAAAAUAAGAGAUGAUGUGUCAGAAAUGGGGAAAUGAAGAAGCCAGUUACUUUCCUUGAAGUCCAGCAUUUGGUGGGAAAGGUGGGCAGAAGGUGGCAAAUUGUUGUGUUUUUUUUUUAAGUUAAAACAACCAGUUACCUGUCUCAUCUAUGAACCAUAAUAACCAGGGGAAAUCAAUACCCCUAUCAUAUAUACUCAGUUGCUUUAAAAAAAGGGGGACAUCUGCUUUGCCUUAUAUAUAUAUCUAUCUGUAUAUCUUAAAGAACAUAAAAGAUUACUUGAAUUGUAUUCUUCUUUUUAAAGAGUAGGAUGUUUUAAUUUUUAUCUUCUUUUUUCCCCUUUUUACUCUGUAUUAACAGUUUUGAAUCUUCUGUCAUGCAAUAUUGAGCCAUGAAGCCUUUGGGGUUUUUUGUUCUCCAUGGCAAUGCAAAAUACAAUAAAAGUCCAUAAUCAGUUGUAAAUGGGGGGGGCAGUUGCAAAGAUUAGUAGAGAGAGGGGAGGGGAAACAUACGGGAUUGAAAGUUUGUAUUUGCAGACUCCUUUAAAAAAAAGUUAACACUAGAAUGUUCUUCAACCAAGAGUACCUACCUAGCCUUCUUUACAGUUUCUUGUAUUUGUUAUGCUAGAGAACUGAAUUUGGGGGAAAUGCUUUUUUGCAGCAUAACCGUGGUGAAAAGCAAAGGGAAUUUAUGUAUAGUUUAGGCUCAGUUUUGUAAUAGGCUUAACAAAGCUGGCCCUGAUGUUGCAAAGCAGUGAGGUGUGCUUAUUUUGAGCUUCUGGAAUACUGUUCCCUGGAAUGUCUGUAAAGUUAAAUACACUCUUUUAAGUGCUUGUUAAACAGGGGUUGGGGGGGGUGGAAUCUCUAGCUGGUGGGAGAGGAGAUAGAGACUGUUCUGCAAAGAAAAUGGGUCUGUAAGUUGGCUUUGGAAUAUUUCCACUUGGAUAAUGGUUCAGUGCUUACCUAAAUGUUCUGGAAAAGUAAUUUGCAGCUGUUGUUGAAAUUCCCCCCCCCCCCGGUGAUGUAGGGCCUUUUAGCUUAGUACCAGGUAGAAAUAGAUAAUGUGUUAGAAAAAAAUUAGGGGGAAAAAUACAGAUUCAAGGCCAAAUUAAUGAAAGGAUCAGAUUCCAAAGUAAUUAAGUCUGUGCAAAAACUUUGGAAUAUAAUCAAAAUCUGCCAGUUGGCUAGUAUCUUGGCUAGUUUUCUUCCUUUUCCAGGCUGGCAUGCACUGUUUAAGGCUUCAAUCCUGUGCAUGCACACUUGGGAGUAUAUUGAUUAGUAACGGUAUCUUUUAAUUGAGUAAAAACAAACAAACAAACCAAUCAUGCCUAUGAUUUGGGCUGCAUGCUUUAUGCAAAACUAGUGACGAUGCAAGUAAAUGAAAUAUGUCCAGUACUGGGAUAUUCAGAUAUCCCAAAGGGAGCACUGGAUCAUUCAAAUCACCAAGGUGCCUUGGAAACAUGAAGUUGAAACUUCAAACUGGCCUAGUAGUUCUGCAAAAUCUAUCCUAAGGCAUGUAGUGUUUUAAGUGAAUAGUCAGGAGCACUGUUGUCUUCUGGCCUUUUGUAGCCAUGAGCAAAAGCAAUACAUAUUUGAGGAGCUCAGCUUACUCUUCUAUACCACAAAUGCUAUUGUAGAUAUCAGCCUGUGUCAAAAAGACCAUUACAUGAAAGGGAAAGGGUGACUUAACUUCACAGUAGAAAACAGAGCACAACCCACUAGCAGUUAGGUGUGAAUUACCUUUAGCGGUGUAGCAGAAUUGAUUCUUAGGGCAUUUCUAGUUUACAAAUUAGUUUUAUUUCUCUUUUCUUCUUCUUCUUCUCUCUCUCUCUUUUCCUGGGUGGGGCAAUCCCACUUUAAACAACAAAUUCAAAACCAUUGCUGGAACUGGUCUGUUUUCUUCCAUCCACCUGGUGCAAAGCCACAGGCACCUGAGGGGGAGGGAGCCUGGUUUCUCCCAACUGUUUCCACUGUCUUACUGUCCCAUAACAAGCUUCAAUCAUUUCAUCCUGCCUGAUUGCAAAGGCUCAGUCUUUUGGUGAUGGACCUAGCUGCCUCUGCACUAAAUGAAGGGAAGAAUUGUCUUUGUUAUUUUGGAAAAAAAAAAACAAAAAACUUUUUUUUCAUUUUUGUAUGUGUCAUUGUAUGUAUUAUUGUCUGCUCAAGUUUUAUAUGAAGGG
This is a messenger RNA of Pogona vitticeps (central bearded dragon), 5002 nucleotides long. It is a transcript of the gene IGF2, whose product is annotated as insulin like growth factor 2. Lineage: Eukaryota; Metazoa; Chordata; Lepidosauria; Squamata; Agamidae. Gene Ontology annotation, molecular function: growth factor activity; hormone activity; insulin-like growth factor receptor binding. Gene Ontology annotation, cellular component: extracellular region. Gene Ontology annotation, biological process: positive regulation of MAPK cascade; positive regulation of vascular endothelial cell proliferation; positive regulation of activated T cell proliferation. The record is from RefSeq and is a predicted model, not a curated record.